Molecule: messenger RNA, 288 nt
Organism: Chironomus riparius
Lineage: Eukaryota; Metazoa; Arthropoda; Insecta; Diptera; Chironomidae
Source: the annotation of a GenBank genome assembly
UACAAAAGUAGAACAUAAAAGUCAAAAAUUAUGAAAUUCAGAUUGAUUUUUAUUCUUAUGAUUAUUGCAUUAAGCUUUUCUACAGCUCAACGAGGAAGUCGAAACAGAGCUGGAAAUCAAAAAGCUGGAGGUGGUUUUGGAUGUGGAGGAUUUGGAGGAAAUGCACAAGCUGGUGGUGAAAUUGGAGCAAAUUUAGGUUCAGGAAUCAAUGCUGGAUUUGUUGGAAUGAAUGCAGGUGCCGGUAUAGGAGGCAAUAUUGGUGCUGGAGGUGGUUGGGGCAGACGUUGA